Messenger RNA from Laccaria bicolor S238N-H82, 414 nucleotides. RefSeq lists its product as uncharacterized. The coding region runs from base 1 to 414 and encodes 137 amino acids. NCBI's taxonomy places the organism in Eukaryota, Fungi, Basidiomycota, Agaricomycetes, Agaricales, Hydnangiaceae. The record is from RefSeq and is a predicted model, not a curated record. The transcript is spliced from 2 exons.
AUGCCUUUCUUCCGAGGAGCAACAGACAUCGUUAUCAGCGGUGGAGACUUCAACGACAUCUCUGGGAACCUCGUGGUCAACGACACCAGCGAGCGCAUCUCGAACUUCAGGUCCCAUAACACGGACGAUGUUGUUGAGGUUGACUCGAGCAACACAAGCUGGGCGCGACACGGAGGUCAAGCUCGUUCUACGCGGCGCCCAGCCUCGCGGGAGGAUACUCUUCCAGUUUAUGACAACCCAAACAACUUCCCCACUGGCACGCACACUCAGGCUCCGGUUGCCACUGCUGCUAGUGCUCCUACCUCCACCCCCACGCAACAGCCUGCGGAAGUGGAUUCACGGAGGGCUCCAAGCCGAGCGAACACCAUGGCUUCAGAUGAGACCGAUAAUGACAAUGACAGAAUGGAGGAGUGA